This is a messenger RNA of Sparassis crispa, 729 nucleotides long. RefSeq lists its product as hypothetical. Bases 1 to 729 code for a protein of 242 amino acids. Gene Ontology annotation, molecular function: monooxygenase activity; calcium ion binding. The record is from RefSeq and is a predicted model, not a curated record. Lineage: Eukaryota; Fungi; Basidiomycota; Agaricomycetes; Polyporales; Sparassidaceae. The transcript is spliced from 4 exons.
AUGCAACAGCAGAAUACCGCGGUGCAGACUGCGAUCCCCGCCCAGCCAGUCACCGUGGAGAGACCGCUCUACAACCCUGUCAACUCAGGCAAGCUCGUCAAUCCCGGAACCGGACGUGCAAAUCUCGCCGCUACCGCUGACCAGCCGCGUGGAACCCAGUCGAACAAGUGGGCGUCAGAUCACUCCAAGCAGACGGUCCUGCAGCAACAUUGCGAUUUCUUUGACCCUGACAAUGACAGCAUAGUCUGGCCGUUGGAUACCUACCGCGGUUUCCACGAUCUCGGCUUCAACAUUCUACUGAGCGUCACCGCCAUGUUCAUCAUUCAUGCCAGCUUCUCGUACGCAACGGUCCCUGGAUAUCUGCCCGACCCGUUCUUCCGCUUGCAUCUCAAGAAUAUCCACAAGGCGAAGCACGGCAGCGAUUCCGGCAUCUUUGACAAUGAGGGUCGGUUUAUCCCGCAGAAGUUUGAAGACUUCUUUUCCAAGUACGCGGACGGCAAGGACGGUCUGACGAUGGAAGACGUGUUGAAAGCUCUAAAGGGACAGCGUUUGCUCAUGGACUUUACCGGUUGGAUCGGCGCGUUCUUCGAAUGGCUUUCCAUCUACAUCUUUCUAUGGCCCGAAGAUGGCAUGAUGAAGAAGGAAGACAUCCGACGUGUGUUGGAUGGCAGCAUCUUCUCCGAAGCAGCUUCGAAGCGGGCCGGAAGGAAAAAGACGAAAGCGACUUGA